AUGUGCACGUCUUUAGAAAGAUUGAACCUAUGGGAUGAGUAUCGGUACAAACUUUUGGAUGAUGAGGAGAAACAUUUCUUGGUGCUUAUGUUGGGUGACUUCCGAGAUGCGAUGAUAUUCCCAGAAGAACUUGUGUGGCGUUUCAAAUGUGAGAUCCCAGGAGAGAUCAAGCUAGUAAGCCGAAAGGGUUAUAGUCACGCUAUUGUGGUUGCCAAGAACCAAGAAAAGCUUGUCUUUACAGUGGGUUGGAGGCAGUUUGUUGGACAGUAUGAUCUACAGAUGGGUGAUUCCUUAAUACUAAAAUACAAUGGGAACUGCCAGUUUGAUGUCAUAAUCUUUGAUAAGCUUGGCCGUGAAAAAGCAUUAUCGGUUGUUGUGGAUCCUUUUUUGCCUCAGGUCCAAGAAAAUCCCAACAAGGCACAUGAAAUCGGAUCUUCUAAAAAGAUAGAUGUGCCUUCUGAAAGAUACAAAAGCUGGACUGAAUAUCACUACACAAACUUGGAUGAUGAAAAGAAAUAUUUCUUAAUGGUUAUGAUGGGUGAUUUUCAACAUGAGAUGAUCAUCCCAGAAGAAUUUGUUCGGCGUUUCAAGGGCGAGUUCCGAAGAGAGAUGAUACUUGAAGCAAAAAACCGUUGCAGUUACAUUAUUGCAGUUGCCAAGAACCAAGAAAAGCUUGUCCUUACAGUGGGAUGGGGCAUAUUCGUUAAAACCUUUGGUCUAGAGAUGGGUGACACCAUAGUACUCAGAUACAAUGGAAACUCCCAGUUUAGUGUCAUAAUCUUUGAUAAACUUGGCUGUGAGAAGGCACUUUCAGUUGUGGAUCUUUUUCCGCCUCUUGUGCAAGAAAGGCACACGACUGUGAAAAGUUCCCAUUUACAUCCUCAGCCCAUACAAAUGGUACUGCCAGAGUCACCACCAACGAAAAGGCAGCGGCACUUCCAAAUGGAAGUGGACGAGUCAUGUCAAGGCAAAAUCACUGCAAUAAAUAUUUCCUCCGCCGAGCCAUCUGGAGAGUCUUUCUCCUCUGAAGAUAACCAUGGAACACGUGAUGUGCCUGGUUCCAAUUACAUUCUCAGGAAGAAGAAGGCCAAUCUAUCUUCAUUUCUUUUUGAAGGAGAUUCUUUCUCCUCUGAAGAUGGCCAUGGAGGACGGGAUGCCAUUGUCAAGAAGGCGGCAAAAUUAACUUCAGCUCAGAAGGAGCAGUUGAAUGACGGUUACAUCACCGUGCGCAAGACCAAACUAACUUCAGCUCAGAAGGAAGUGGUGAAGCAGAAGGUCCAAUCUAUACACUCAGAGAUCCCCAUCUUUGUUGCUGUGAUGAGCAAGACCAACGUUGAUUCAGGAUUUUUUCUGACUUUCUCCAGGUACUAUGCUAAUAAAUAUCUUGGAGAGGAGCCGCACAUGGAUCUUCAGCUGCUUGGCAAGAAGUGGGGGGUGCGGUUCCUUGACCACCGUUGCGAUAGAAAGCUUGGAAGUGGAUGGAGACAGUUUGUAGAAGAAAACAAUCUGAAGAUGGGUGAUAUCUGCCUCUUCGAGCUGCUGAGCAAUCAGAAGAGAACUAUGGAGGUCUAUAUCAUCCCUGCGAAUGGUUACAAUUACUCGGCAGGUGUCCAGAAUGAUGUGGACCAGGAAGCGCUCGAAGGUGGUUCAGCGGCGCUGCAGAGAGAGGCCCUUGCUCAUCACGCGGAUGGAGCGCGUGAUCCUGACUCGAUAUUGCUUCGCAUCACUAAUUAA
This is a messenger RNA of Triticum turgidum subsp. durum (durum wheat), 1734 nucleotides long. Lineage: Eukaryota; Viridiplantae; Streptophyta; Magnoliopsida; Poales; Poaceae. The record is from the annotation of a GenBank genome assembly.